GCUUCACUUUCGUUCGGCUCAAACUUCAAUUAAUUACUCUCUCUGCAUUCUGCAACAACACAACAAAAUAAUGCAAACGAAAACAUCAAGCUAAUGCGUUUACGUUACUUUUACUCUUAUUCUCAUCUCAGAUUCAUAAAAUUAUCGAUAGAAAAAUAAUGAUGUUUAGAGAGGAAACGGUGGGUUCGGUUAGCGCACGUCACAGCGCCACCAGCACCACUGGCACCAGAAUUUCAGCAUCGGUCAACAAAGUUCUAGUUGCAGUUAAGGCAGAGAAGAUAAUCUCCAAUACCGCACUAGCGUGGGCUCUCACUCACGUUGUUCACUCCUCCGACUCCAUCACCCUUCUUGCUGUUUAUUCCGUCGAGAAAUCUGGUAGAAGGUUCUGGAACUUUUCAAGGUUGCGUGGAGAUUGUUCUAGCGGAAUAGGUGCUGGGAAGUUGCCGGAGAGGAUUUCCGAUAUAUCAGAAUCUUGUGCUCAGAUGGUGCUUCAGUUGCACAAUCAAAUUGAGGUUAGGGUGAAGAUUAAGGUGGUAACUGGUACUCCAAGUGGUGCUGUAGCAGCUGAAGCCAGAUGGAGUGGCUCCCAUUGGGUCAUACUGGACAAGAAGUUAAAGCAAGAGGUGAAGCAUUGCAUGGAUGAACUCAACUGUAGCAUUGUGGUGAUGAAUGCCUCAAAACCAAAAGUUCUCAGGCUUAACUUAGCAUGCUCUGAUGAACUCCAAACUCCAUUUUUCUCCUCUGCUUCUUCACCGGAUAUAGCAAUUGGAAAGCUCAAAGGCCGCAGAUUGAAGCAUUCAACCCCAGUUAGUAGCCCUGAAGAACCAGCUACUUCUGCCACUAGAACCAUCGGUGUUUACUCAGAGUCAAGUUCUGAUUCAAUGGCUUCUCUUUUCCAAGUCUAUGAGCAAAAUCCUCUGUAUGAGGGUCAGGGACUGCACGAAAAAAGAGCAUACAAACCAAUCAAUGAGCCAAAAGAGUUCAACUUUGAUUUGGAAAAGGAUUUGGGGACACAUUCAAUCCCAUAUGUGUCAAGUGAUGAUAACAAGGAUGUAUUUUGGAUUCCUGAGAACAGAGUUAUCCAAAGAACCAAAUCUCCAACUUCCAAAACACUACUUGAGAAUUUUAUGCACUGUGAUCAAGAAAUGAAAAGGACAAAUAAUGAACUUGGGUUUAAACAAUCUCAAAGCAGAGUUUACGCUUCCAACUUGGGCAACAGAGGUAAUGCCACCAUUCCUAUGGGCAGAACUUCGUGUAUACCUCCUCCCUUGUGCUCUCAGUGUCAGAACAAAGCACCAGUGUUUGGAAAGCCUCCUAGACAGUUUUCUUACAAGGAGAUAGAGGAAGCUACUGAUAUGUUCUCGAAUGCAAAUUUUCUAGCUGAAGGUGGAUUUGGUGUUGUUCACAAGGGAAUUCUCAGAGAUGGCCAGGUUGUUGCUGUGAAACAGUUAAAGUUUGGAGGCUCUCAAGCUGAUCUUGAUUUCUGCAGGGAAGUUCGUGUUUUGAGCUGUGCACAACACAGAAAUGUUGUGUUGUUGAUAGGAUUUUGUGUAGAGGCCAAUUUGAGGAUAUUAGUCUAUGAAUACAUAUGCAAUGGUUCCUUGGACCUUUACUUACAUGGAGAUGGGAAUACCCCCUUGGAUUGGAACUCACGGUUAAAGAUAGCGAUUGGAGCUGCAAGAGGAUUACGCUACCUUCAUGAAGAUUGCAGAGUUGGUUGCAUAGUGCACAGAGACUUUCGACCCAGAAAUAUUCUCUUAACGCAUGACUUUGAGCCUUUGGUGGCUGAUUUUGGGCUUGCUAGAUGGCACUCAGAAUGGAAUAUAAACACUGAACAAGAUCGAGUUGUAGGAACGUCAGGGUAUCUUGCACCUGAAUAUCUUGAAGCUGGAAAUCUUACAUAUAAAGUAGAUGUAUAUGCAUUUGGCAUUGUUUUACUAGAGUUAAUAACAGGUCGAAGAAUUAGUGAGUUGGAACAAUUUAAUGGCCACUCGUUUCUUUCUGAAUGGUUUCAUCCUAUACGCAUGUUAGAGGCAGAUCAUAUAUUGCAAAACGUUCGGUCUCUUAAUCCAUACUUGGGGUUUGAGGCGUCAUUGGAAUUUAACUUUGAAUUACAAGCCAUGGCAAGAGCUGCUUCAUUGUGUCUACGUCUGGAUCCUGAUGCCAGACCUCCAAUGUCUAAGAUCCUGAGAGUACUGGAAGGGGGUGAUGCAGUUCGUCCUAUUGGUUUAGACUUCAAUUCAGUUGGUAAUAGAAGUGGCCAUUUAAGUGGUUUGAGUUCUCACACUCCACAUAAAGGUACAAUAAGUCAUUCUCGUAGGCUAUCACAUUGAUCACAUAGAAACAUUCACACAAGCAAAGUUUCACUUAUUGGUAUAAGGAAAAACUCAAUUGUCAAAGAUAAUGCCCUUGACACUUGUUAUUUGUGGUUUUCUCCUCAACAUAGUUAAUUAUUAUGGUGAAUGAAAUGCUUUUUCAUCUCAA
Messenger RNA from Arachis ipaensis, 2484 nucleotides. Its product is annotated as inactive protein kinase SELMODRAFT_444075. Gene Ontology annotation, molecular function: protein kinase activity; ATP binding. Gene Ontology annotation, biological process: protein phosphorylation. The record is from RefSeq and is a predicted model, not a curated record. Lineage: Eukaryota; Viridiplantae; Streptophyta; Magnoliopsida; Fabales; Fabaceae.